AUUAUGGCUGCAGGAAAAUUUGCAAGCCUUCCGAGAAACAUGCCUGUGAAUCACCAGUUCCCCCUGGCUUCGUCCAUGGACCUUCUGAGCAGCAAGUCAUCGCUCGUUGAACACCGCACAGAUACCUAUCAGGACGUGUCUAUACACGGCACCCUUCCACGGAAGAAAAAGGGCCCUCCUCCCAUAAGGUCCUGUGAUAACUUCAGUCACAUGGGUACCCUCCCUCACUGCAAAUCCCCACGGCAGAACGUGCUUCUGACCCAGGAUGUCAUCCAGGAGAACCUGCUGCAAGACUGGAAGGGUGAAACCUCCACCUCCAGGGGUCAGCAUCUUCUGGACCCAACUCUGGAGUAUGUGAAGUUUUCCAAGGAGAGGCACGCCAUGGACAGGACCCCCGAGAGGCUGAAGAAAGAGCUGGAGGAGGAGCUGCUGCUGAGCAGUGAGGACCUGCGCAGCCACGCCUGGUACCACGGCCGCAUCCCUCGACAGGUGUCAGAAAACCUCGUGCAGCGCGAUGGCGACUUCCUGGUUCGAGACUCUCUGUCCAGCCCGGGAAACUUUGUCCUGACCUGUCAGUGGAAGAAUUUCCCUCAGCACUUCAAGAUCAUCCAGACGGUCCUGCGGCUCAGUGAGGCCUACAGCCGCGUGCAGUACCAGUUUGAGAUGGAGAGCUUUGACUCCAUCCCCGGCCUGGUGCGCUGCUAUGUAGGCAACCGCCGGCCCAUCUCCCAACAGAGUGGAGUCAUCAUCUUCCAGCCAAUCAACAGGACGGUGCCUCUGCGGUGCCUGGAGGAGCGCUAUGGCACCUCCCCAGGCCGAACCCAUGACGGCAGCCUCCCUGAGGGACGUCCCGACGUGGCCAAGAGGCUGAGUCUCACCAUUGGUGGAGUGCAGGCCCGAGAGCAGAGCUUGCCCAGGGGAAACCUCCUCAGAAAUAAAGAGAAGAGCGGUAGCCAGCCAGCUUGCCUGGAUCACAUGCAGGACAAAAGAGCCCUAUACCUCAAAGCCCACCAGUCGGAAAGUUACCUGCCAAUUGGAUGUAAGCUGCCCCAGCAGUCCCCAGGGGUGGACACAAGCCCAUGCCCGAACUCACCUGUGUUCAGGACGGGCAGUGAACCCACCCUGAGCCCAGCGCUGGUUCGGAGGGUCUCCUCGGAUGCUAGGGCAGGGGAGGCACUGAGGGGCUCGGACAGCCAGCUGUGCCCCAAGCCACCUCCCAAGCCUUGCAAAGUACCCUUCCUCAAGGUCCCUGAACUUCCACCCUCUUGGUCUAACUCAGAGGCCCACUACUGUGAACUGAACCCAGCCUUUGCCACAGGCUGUGACAGGGCAGCUAGGCUGCCCUUAUGUGCCCAGGGCAGCUCCAUGGAGCUACUGACAGCCAGACAGAAUGGGGCCCUGGGGCCCCGGAACUCUGGCACCAACUACUUGAUCCUUGAUGACGAUGAGGGGGCAAGACCUUGGGAUCCAACAGCAGGACAGAUGGACCAAGGACAGGAGGACAAGGGGGAGUUUGUUAAGCCCCUCAUGGAGAGUGUCUCCUCGUUCAAGCCCAAUGACUUUGAGUCGAAGCUCCUUCCUCCUGAAAACAAGCCUCUGGAAACAGCAAUGCUGAAACGUGCAAAAGAACUGUUCACCAACAAUGACCCGAAGGUCAUCGCUCAGCACCUGCUGCAGAUGGACUGCAAGGUUGCUAGGAUACUGGAGGUCUCUGAAGAGAUGCGGAGGAACAUGGGCGUGAGCUCAGGCCUGGAACUCAUUACCUUGCCGUUCGGACACCAGCUGCGCCUGGAUAUAAUCGAAAGACACAGCACAAUGGCGAUCGGCAUCGCAGUGGACAUUCUAGGCUGCACGAGCACAUUGGAGGACCGAGCCGCCACUCUCAAUAGGAUUAUCCAGGUGGCAGUGGAACUGAAGGAUUCCAUGGGAGACCUCUAUUCUUUCUCCGCCAUCAUGAAAGCUUUGGAGAUGCCACAGAUCACAAGGCUUGAGAAAACGUGGACUGCCCUGCGGCACCAGUUCACCCACACUGCCAUCCUCUAUGAGAAGCAGCUGAAGCCCUUCAGCAAACUCCUACACGAAAGCCGAGAGUCCACGUGUGUGCUCCCAAGCAAUGUUUCAGUCCCACUGCUGAUGCCCCUGGUGACCUUAAUGGAGCGCCACGCUGUCACUUUUGAAGGAAUUGACAUGUGGGAGAAAAACGACCAAAGCUGUGAGAUCAUGCUGAACCACUUGGCUACAGCCCGACUCAUGGCAGAGGCUGCUGACACCUACCGGGUGAAUGCUGAGAAGAUCCUGGAAGGUUUCCAACCAGAUGAAGAAAUGAGUGAAAUCUUCAAGACUGAAUUUCAGAUGAGACUGCUGUGGGGCAGCAAAGGUGCACAAGUCAACCAGACAGAGAGAUAUGAGAAAUUCAACCAGAUUUUAACUGCACUCUCACGGAAAUUAGAACCUCCUCUUGUUAAACAGCCAGAACCCUGA
Chrysochloris asiatica (Cape golden mole) is the source of this 2481-nucleotide messenger RNA. RefSeq names its product breast cancer anti-estrogen resistance 3 (gene BCAR3). Lineage: Eukaryota; Metazoa; Chordata; Mammalia; Afrosoricida; Chrysochloridae. Gene Ontology annotation, molecular function: guanyl-nucleotide exchange factor activity; phosphotyrosine residue binding. The record is from RefSeq and is a predicted model, not a curated record. Gene Ontology annotation, biological process: positive regulation of peptidyl-serine phosphorylation; small GTPase-mediated signal transduction. The coding region runs from base 4 to 2481 and encodes 825 amino acids. The transcript has 11 exons.